Molecule: messenger RNA, 1330 nt
Organism: Pelagomonas calceolata
Lineage: Eukaryota; Pelagophyceae; Pelagomonadales; Pelagomonadaceae
Source: the annotation of a GenBank genome assembly
AUGGCGUCCCUGGAGCGAUCACUGGGUGAGGCCUGCGACCGCCUCGACGCGCUCUACAGGGUUAGGCAGCGGUCGAGGCGCGUCCUCAAGCCCGGCACCAGAUGGGAGGAGGACUGUGGCAACGUCAUCGGGCGCGUGGCGGCGCUGGUCGCGCGAGGCGAAGCGGCGGAGCGCGAGCAGGUCUUCGACCUGUUCGCGGAGCGGCGCGUCCUGCAGGUGAUGGCGGCGCUGGGGCGCGAGGGACCCGUGUCCGUCAAGCAGCGGGUCCUGCGAGCUUGCGCGCUGCUCGCGCAGAAUAUAAGGAGGCAGCAGGCCCUCUACCUCCUCCUGUCGUCGCCGGCGAUCGACGCGAUCCUGCGCGACGCCCCGGCCUUCCUCGACGACGACGAGACGCGGUGCGUGUUCGUGGCCCUCCUCAAGACGCUCUCGGUGCGCCUCGACGCGACGACGGUGCAGUUCUUCGUGUCCGACGACCGGGCGUUCCCGCUGCACGACGCGGCCGUGGGCGCUCUCGAAAAGAUCGGCGAGGAGCCGUUUGGCACGCCGGAGCGGGCGGGCUGCCUCGCGACGCUCCUGCACUGCUGGGGGGUCGACGACGCGAACGCGCGGCGGGCGUGCGCGGGUCGGGCGCCCGACGCGCUGAACGCCGUGGGAAGGGCGCUCGCGCGGGCGUUCCACGCCGCCGUCGACGCCCUCGACGACGCCUACCUCCUGCAGGGCGGCGCGGCGGAGAUCGAGGAUCUGGCGACGUUUCUGCGGGACGCCGCCGCGUCGAAUACGCCGGCCGCGUCCCACGCCGCGCACGACACGGCGUCGGCCGUGGCGGCCUUCCUCGCGGCGACGGUCGUGGGCGGGCCCGCGCCGCCAGAACGCGCGCUCGGCGCCGUCGCGUGGAUCCGGGUCGCGACCGCCUCGCAAGUCGCGAAAAACGCCACCGCGGAGACGGUUCUGCGGGCGGUCCCCGGCGCGCUCGUGGCCGGCGACUCGGGCGCGGCGCUGGCCGCGGCGCUGGCGUGUCGGGACGCGGCCCUUGCUACGCCGCCCGACGGCCUGAUGACGGCCUUGACGACUCGGGCGUUCGCGGCCGACACGCCGCCGGCCCUGCGGGCGGCCUGCGCGUCCGCGGCGGCCGCCUUGGCCGGUGCCACCGAGGGGGGCGACGAAAACGCGCGGGGCGCUCUCCUGGGCCGCGUCGACCUGGUCCUGCGCGGCGGCGGCGCCGACGAAGACGGCGCGCUCGCGGCGUGGGCGGCGGUCGAGGUCGCGGCCGCGUUUGCGGCGAUCAAUGGGGUCGUGCCGCCGCCGGCGCCGCAGCCGCCGCCGGGUUAAA